UUUAAUAUAUUUUUCUAUUCCCUUUGUUUUUAUUUAUAUUUUUGUUAAUUUAAUAUUUAAAUUGUUUUAAAAAAUCAACGAAAAUGACGCUAAAUAUGAAAACAGUGGACGAAAUCAAGAAUUUAUUCAGUUUUGCUGAUUAUAGUGUGUUUGCGGCUAUGCUUUGCAUAUCAACAGCGAUUGGUCUCUAUUAUGCUCUUAAGGACAGAAAAAAUGUUUCCAAUAAAGAAUUUUUGACGGCAAACAAGUCCUUAAGUAUGUUUCCGGUGGCGAUGUCUCUGUUGGCCAGCUUUCAAAGCUCUGUCACUAUUCUUGGAUAUCCCGCAGAAAUGUUUUACAGGGGAACACAGUUUUGGGCAGUUAUGAUAUCGGGUGCCAUGGCUUCUAUAAUAGCGGCUGAAAUAUUUCUUCCCGUCUAUUAUAAGCUCCAAUUUACGAGUGUUAACAAAUAUUUGGAGGAGAGAUUUAAGAGCGAAAGAGUUCGGUUAGCCGUCUCCCUCUCAUUCCUCUUGUGUACCAUUCCUUAUAUGGGAGUUGUCUUAUACGGACCUUCACUCGCACUCGGAUCAGUGACUCCUAUAAGCGUAUCGACAUCUGUGCUAAUUGUUGGCAGCAUUUGUACACUCUAUACAUCAAUUGUAAGA
This is a messenger RNA of Medioppia subpectinata, 644 nucleotides long. The record is from the annotation of a GenBank genome assembly. Lineage: Eukaryota; Metazoa; Arthropoda; Arachnida; Sarcoptiformes; Oppiidae.